CUGUUUUUUUUUGACAUACGCGUUACGCGUCUUUUGUUGUCUCUCUCACACCCUCAAUUUUCUCGACGUUCUUAUUCUCAAUUCUGCAUAACUUUGUCGGCACGUGUUUUGGCAUACUAGGGCCCACAUCAGAGCAUGGCGAUUGUGCAAGGAUGGCUGCCGCCGUCGCGGGAGAACUGGGAGCUGCUGUGCUGGAUUUGGCAAUUCUUUCCGUUGUUUACCCUGGCGCAAUGGGUGCUCGAUUGGUACCCUCAAGGCAAAACUUCGGUCGAGUCACGGUUCAAUGUCAAUGGAAAGAUUGGAUGGGCGACGAUGGAGUCGGUGGGCUUCAUAGUGCUGUUGUAUAUCAUGAUAGCGCUGCCAAAGGAGCUGGGGAUUGAAGAGUUGCCAUGGGGUAAUUGGACCAUGGCUGGAUGCUUUGUAAUCCACUACCUCUACCGCGCAAUCCUGUCGCCUCUCUUCUUGAAUCCGAGCAUGUCACCGAUGCACUUGUUCGUGUGGGUAGCGGCAGCUGUAUUUCAACUGUGCAACGCCAUCUCUAUUGGGGGGUACCUUGCAGGUUAUGGGCCAACGUCGCAGUACGAAUGGGCAGGGCGUACAGAGUGGAUGUUUGUUGGGCUUGUUGUGUGGUGCUGGGGACUAAUGGGAAACAUGUUCCACGAUGACGACCUGCGGGAAAUUAGGAGAGCGGCGGAUCGGAGGCAGCGCAAGAUGGCCAAGGAAGAGGGCAAGGCGGUGGAGAGCGUGGACAAGGUAUACAUGAUACCAAAGAACGGCCUGUUCAAGUACGUAUUGUAUGCACACUACCUGUGCGAGUGGAUUGAGUGGGCAGGGUGGUGGAUGAUUGGGGGGUGGAAGUGCCAUCCGGCGCGCUCGUUCCUGCUCAACGAGAUUUCUACAAUGGUGCCACGAGCGGUGCAGGGCAAGCGGUGGUAUGAGAAGAAGUUUGGUAAGGAGAAGCUCGAGGGUCGCAAGGCGGUGAUCCCUGGGCUGGUAUGAUGGGUCACGGGGUUUGUUUUGUGCACGGGAGGAGGAAGGAGCGAGGGGCUAGCUAGUGAGUAAGCUCGUAGGAUUGGAUAAUAGUGAAAACAAAGGGGCAAGCAAAGAGAAGCACGGCAUGGCAUGGCAUGGCAUAAAUCAAAUUGGAUGGGUAGAGUGUGUUGAUGAUGGAUGCGUUGUGAGUAAUGGCGGGUAAAGGGCUGUUGUUGUAGUGGUGGUGUGAGGCGGUUAAUCUACUACUACUACUUAUUAGAUGGAGUACAUGGACGUAUAGAGUAGGUGGGUGUUGUUGUUGGCAGAUGGCGCAUUGCAGCUUCCUAUUACGAAACAUGGGUAGGCGGCUGGCAACACCUGAGUCGUGGAUAAAGCAGAGAGAGGCAGGCCGGACGCGGUGACACGAGAGCAAGUGCAAGCAAUAGAGGCUGCUGGCUGCAAG
Molecule: messenger RNA, 1435 nt
Organism: Bipolaris sorokiniana ND90Pr
Lineage: Eukaryota; Fungi; Ascomycota; Dothideomycetes; Pleosporales; Pleosporaceae
Exons: 3
Coding region: 136-999 (287 amino acids)
Biological process (GO): steroid metabolic process
Cellular component (GO): membrane
Molecular function (GO): 3-oxo-5-alpha-steroid 4-dehydrogenase activity
Source: RefSeq, a predicted model, not a curated record